UUUAUUUGAAAACACGUGCGAAGCACACAAGCAUUGUAUCAUUCAAACGAGGAGCACUACGUUUAUCAAGUGAAAUUUUUUAAGGUUUUUUUCUAAUAUAUUCAAAAUAAAUAAACAAAACAAUUUUUUGAUUGAAUUGAAAAACUUGUUUUGAAUAGUUCCCAAAAGUUGUUUAUUGUGUAAAACUUUAAUUUGAAAGAAAGAAAAAUGGGCAAACCAGGUUUCGUAGGUGGACGUGGUGGUGGCGGUGGACGUGGUGGUUUCGGUGGACGUGGUGGCGGCGGUAGCCGCGGUGGUGGUAGUGGUGGACGUGGAGGUGGUGGUUUCAGAGGAGGUCGUGGAGCAGGCGGUGGUCGUGGUGCACCACGAGGUGCUGGUGGUUUCAGAGGAGGUCGUGGAGCAGGCGGUGGUCGUGGAGCACCACGAGGUGGUAAAGGAGGCGGCUUCAAAGGAGGUAAAACUGUCGUCAUUGAGCCACAUCGUCACGAGGGCGUGUUUAUUGCUCGUGGCAAAGAAGAUGCCUUAGUUACACGCAAUUUAGUUCCCGGUUCCGAAGUGUAUGGCGAAAAACGUAUCUCAGUCGAAACAAAUGGUGAAAAAAUUGAAUACAGAGUAUGGAAUCCAUUCCGUUCAAAAUUGGCUGCAGCUAUUUUAGGUGGUGUUGAUAAAAUUCAUAUGCCACCUGGUUCAAAAGUAUUGUAUUUAGGUGCCGCGUCUGGAACAACAGUGUCACAUGUGUCAGAUGUAGUUGGUCCCGAAGGAUUAGUAUAUGCUGUUGAAUUUUCACAUCGGUCUGGGCGAGAUUUGAUAAAUGUUGCUAAAAAGCGUACAAAUAUUAUACCAAUCAUUGAAGAUGCACGUCAUCCGCACAAAUACCGAAUGCUUGUCGGUAUGGUUGAUUGUGUGUUUGCUGAUGUUGCACAGCCAGAUCAGGCUCGUAUUGUUGCAUUAAACUCACAAUACUUUUUGAAAAAUGGUGGACAUUUUGUUAUCUCAAUAAAAGCAUCAUGUAUUGAUUCAACCGCACAACCAGAAGCUGUUUUUGCCGCCGAAGUGAAAAAAUUACAAGCUGACAAAUUGAAACCACAGGAACAAAUUACACUUGAACCGUACGAACGAGACCAUGCUGUUGUCGUUGGUGUAUUCAGACCACCGCCAAAGAAUUCUAGUUAAACAAUCCUCACCCUCAAGUUUUUUAGGACUUGUCAUCAGAGUUUUUUUUAUUUUAAGUCAGUUUCCAAAUUGAUUAAUCCGUUUAAAAAUAUAGUUAUCAAAAACAAAUGCAAAACAUUAAUGCGUGAUGACAUUAAAGGACAUUUUUGAUCUAUAAC
Contarinia nasturtii (swede midge) is the source of this 1331-nucleotide messenger RNA. It is a transcript of the gene Fib, whose product is annotated as rRNA 2'-O-methyltransferase fibrillarin. Bases 208 to 1173 code for a protein of 321 amino acids. Gene Ontology annotation, molecular function: RNA binding; rRNA methyltransferase activity; histone H2AQ104 methyltransferase activity. The record is from RefSeq and is a predicted model, not a curated record. The transcript has 4 exons. Gene Ontology annotation, biological process: box C/D sno(s)RNA 3'-end processing; rRNA methylation. Lineage: Eukaryota; Metazoa; Arthropoda; Insecta; Diptera; Cecidomyiidae. Gene Ontology annotation, cellular component: box C/D methylation guide snoRNP complex; nucleolus; Cajal body.